Molecule: messenger RNA, 5528 nt
Organism: Eublepharis macularius
Lineage: Eukaryota; Metazoa; Chordata; Lepidosauria; Squamata; Eublepharidae
Gene: P4HTM
Product: prolyl 4-hydroxylase, transmembrane
Exons: 9
Coding region: 1-1470 (489 amino acids)
Biological process (GO): peptidyl-proline hydroxylation to 4-hydroxy-L-proline
Cellular component (GO): endoplasmic reticulum
Molecular function (GO): iron ion binding; L-ascorbic acid binding; procollagen-proline 4-dioxygenase activity
Source: RefSeq, a predicted model, not a curated record
AUGGCUGCCGCGGCGGGGGCAGCUGUGGCUGCGGCGGCGGCGACUGCGGGACAAGACGAGGACCCGCCGCUGCCAGGGCCGUCCCUAGGGCGGAGAGCGGUAUGCUCCCGACCUUACUUCGUCGUGCUGAUGGUGUUCGCGCAUCUCUACGUGCUCAACGUGUUGGGCUUGCUACUUUUCGUGCACAUCAGCUCCGACGAUGGAGAUCCCGAGCGGGGCAAAGAGUCUCCUCCUAGCCCCGCUCAAGACCCGCCUGCGUUGCCCUUCUCUCCGGGCGGCCCCAGCUCUCACGCCCUGCCUCGCCUGGAAGGCAUCAAGGUGGGCCAUAAACAGAAGGUGGAACUGGUUCCUAACAAAAUCCAUGUCAUGAAAACUCUUAGCCUGAAACCUCUUCUUUUUGAAAUUCCAGACUUUCUGAGUGAGGACGAAUGUAAACUAAUUAUCCACCUGGCACAACUAAAAGGGCUACAGAAAAGCCAAAUCCUGCCCACAGACGAUUAUGAGGAAGCAAUGGAAAUGAUAGAUAUCAGUCAGAUGGAUAUCUUCAACCUACUAGACCAUAACCAAGAUGGACAGCUGCAACUCAAGGAGGUGCUGACACACACCCGUCUAGGAAAUGGCAGGUGGAUGACCCCAGAGAGCAUCCGGGAGAUGUACGCUGCUGUGAAAGCGGAUCCAGAUGGCAAUGGAGUUCUGAGUUUGGAGGAGUUUAAACAGCUGAACAUCCGGGACUUCCACAAGUAUAUGGGAAGCCAAAAAGUAAAAAUGAGCGACCUAGUGCGGAAUAGCCAACACACCUGGCUGUAUCAAGGCGAGGGAGCACACCAGGUCAUGCGUUCCAUAAGGCAAAGGGUGAUUCAUUUAACUCGCCUUCCCCCAGAGAUUGUGGAGCACAGUGAACCCUUGCAAGUGGUGCAAUACAACCAGGGAGGACACUACCAUGCCCACAUGGACAGUGGACCAGUAUUCCCAGAGACUGCCUGCAGUCACACCAAACUGAUCACCAAUGAAACUGCUCCAUUUGAAACAUCAUGUCGUUAUGUGACAGUAUUGUUCUACCUAAACAAUGUGACUGGAGGAGGAGAGACUACCUUUCCUAUUGCUGACAACAGAACCUAUGAAGAGUUGUCUUUGAUCCAGAAUGAUGUUGACCUCCGUGAUACCCGUAAACACUGUGAUAAGGGAAACCUUCGUGUAAAACCCCUUCAAGGCACUGCUGUCUUCUGGUACAAUUACUUGUCGGAUGGGGAAGGCUGGGUUGGAGACCUAGAUGAAUAUUCCUUGCAUGGAGGUUGCUUGGUCACCGAAGGAACUAAGUGGAUUGCCAACAACUGGAUCAAUGUUGAUCCCAAUAAACGACGACAACUCCAAUUCCAACAGGAGAUGGCCCGAUACAUAAACACUGGGGAUGAGGACCAAAGCGAGUGGACAAUGGACAAAUCCUACAGCAAUGUACAUGUAGAACUGUAGUGCUUGGAGAUGCCCCUUCAUUGACUUGGAAGAAACAUUUUUGCACUAGCCAGUUCUAACCCUGUAAUCUCUUACCAUUCCCUGUCCCCACACAUCCCUGCAGCAUAUGCAAGUGGUGCUCCAGCCUGGCAUUUCUGACUAGACCGGGAGAGGCAAAGACUGCCUGGAUAGGUGUGUGGGGUCAUGGUUGUAGUCUGAAGGGAGAACCGGUACUCUGACAUGGUGGGGGAAAUGACAGCAGUUUGCUUUCUUGGGGAUGAUUGACAUUUGCAUCUCAUGGCUCUCUUUACCAGAUGAGGUUUUAAAUCUCUCCAUGGAAUGUGCAAGUCAGUUAGCUUUCAGGAUUUUAACUUUCCUUCAUCCUGGGCCAUUCGUUCCAAUGGAUUGCAGUUCUUUUUGUUCUCCUCUUGCUGGCUUUGUAGCUGCGCUCCCUGUGCCUGCCCCAUCCUCUUUUGGCAUCACAAAUCUCCCCUCUUCUGAGCAAGCAAACUUAGGUUGUACAGCUCAGGAGGUGGUUAGUAAUUGGCAAAGCCAAAUGACAGGAAGAUCUUACAUUAGUCAACUAACUUUUGAAAUUAUCUGCUGCUCAUUCUGUGUUACUCUUUAUGGAGUGGAGCUUUAAUUCCUAGCCCCUACAAAGCUCAGUUCACCAUCUCAGUUACAUGGUGAUAGAUGUCUCUGUGCUAUGGGACGGGCAGGGACUGAAGGUACUUGAGUCAUACUCGGUGGUUUCUGAUGUUCAUCGUGGAGAAGUUUUCUCAGGGUCGGACAUGGUUCUGAAGCCUUUUUUGUUGUGUUAAUUAUCAGGGAAAAAAGGGAAGUAUUCAAGAGUGCAAUAACAGCUGCGGUGCUGUAUUUUUUGAUAUUUUCACUUGAGUAACUUGAUUUGUGAUUUGAGUAACUUGAUCAGUUUGGUGUAAACCCAUUUUGUUGAAUGGUUUGUUGGCAGCCUUUGCCCUUCUGCCCUGUUUGUUGGCCCACCAAGGUAAUUUGAUUGGCCACUGUGUGAAACAGGAUGUUGGAUGAGAUGGACCACUGGUCUAAUGAAGUGGGUGCUUCUGAUGUACUUGGGGUUUUUGCCCAGAAAAUCUUUUGCUUACUUACUCCUUGGUUUACUCAAUCAUACUCUUCUCUGCAGAAGAGAUGUGUGCAAAUUUGAAAAAAACGAGUCUGUCAGUUACAACUAACUGAAAGGGCCUUUCCUGGUAUCUGAACCUGAUCCAUAAGCCAGCAUCUGUUCCCUUCCUCUUGUGUCAGCAUAAUCAGUAAGAAAGAGUGAAGGGAGCUGGAAAAGGUGACCAAGAAAGUGGAUCAGUGAGAAACAGAAGAUUCCUUUUGCAUCUUGUGCCAUAUGAGACUUCAAGCUGACAUAGAACAAAUCCAUUCCUAUUGAGAAAGCUGAGCUUAUUCAUGGCUUGCUUUUUAGACAGGGAAGAGGGCUUUCAGCUGCAAAAGAAAUCCUCAGAACAGUGUGUGAUCUUUAGGGCAAAAUGCAGGGUUUAAUAAUAGCUAUCACUACAGAGGAUUCGAGCUGUUUUGAUUUAGAUGAUGCAAAAUGUGUUGUCCCUUAGAUAACUGUACAAGCAUCUAGUUGCCAUGUAGUUCACCAGGAAGCACUUAUGUUUUGAUGCUAAAGUCAUCCAUUUUAAAAUGAUUGGUGUUCAGUCCUGAUAAGCAAAUGGAAGGUUUCCCUGUGCUCUUUUUUCCAUGUGAUACAACUGUUUCCUCCUGACACCUUGAAGCUUCUGAAUUAGAUGAAAUAGCUCUAAGUUGGCAUUUUUUGUGAUAGGAGUUCCAGCCAGAUGUUUUGUGGAAGCAAUUUCCCAGGCUGCAGAAAGUUGUCGCCCUCCCUUUCUGGUGGGAUUCUCAGAGGAAGAAAAAUGAUGUUGGUGUGAAAUGUCAGUUGUCAUGUACUGAGUCAGUUUAUCUUAGCAGUUGAACUCUCAUUCCAAGGUAUGAGUAGUGUGAUGCAUCCCUGGUUCUUAACGAAUUGCCUUAGCAGUGGCCUGUAUGGUUUGUGUCUCACCAAAGCAAACACAGUCCACUAGCCAUGUAGUGUGUUCUGGCAAGUGCUACACAGGCACACAUCCUGCAGUUUUUGCAGUCCCAUACGACAGAUGGAGGGGAAUCUCCUGACAGGGCUAUAACUUGAGAAGUUACACUAAGACAAAACCACUACAAAUAGAACAAUUAAUUGUAAUACAAAAAUAAAUAUAUAUAAUUUUAUAAUUCAGAUGUUCAGUGCUAAAGUGCAAAGUGUUCAAAGUGCUCAUACAAAUUCCUAUACAUAAUUGUACCUUGAUACUAUAAAUAUCCCAGAAACAAUAUACAAAACCAUGUUUACAGUAAUAUUACUUACAACAAUAUAAAAGUUCACAGUGGCCAUAAAGGACUUUCUGAAGAAGUUUUCCUUUUGUUGAACUACUCUUCUUAGAUAUUGCAGAUGCACCCGGAUAACCUGUUCUUCGCAAGACUGGAUCCAACAGAGGUAAGUAUUUACAUAAAAGUUCCAGCUUAAUUUGCACAAGUGUCACUCAUUUCCAAUUAAUUCACAUGUAGGCACAUCGGAAGGACACCAGGGGCUAGAUGCCUCCCGUGGCCCCACCCAACGACAAACUCAUUGCCAGCGAAGAAUACCAUUUUGCUUUAUAGCUUUGUCAAGGGCAAACAAUGAUGCUGAAACCUUUCAGUCCCUAAACUCCGCUGCGUGUAUUAAGGCGCUUUGCUUACUGACGGCUGUUUCCCAUUCUAUUUGAAAUGGCCAUCAGUAAGUGAAGCGCUUCGCUUACUGACAGUCAUUUCCUAUUCUAUUUGAAGCAGCAAUCAGUAACAAUGAAUUGUUCUAUUUGUAGCGGUUUUGUCUUAGUGUGACUUCUCAAGUUACAGUCCUGUUAGGGGGUUCUCCUCUGUGGUAUCGUGCUUUUCAGGGCAGCCUCUUUUUUGGUUUUUGGUCUCUUUUUUGGUUUUGUUUUUGUUUUUGCAAUCCCAGGCAAGCCAUAAAAACAGAUUUAUGAAGACCCUCACAAAUUGCAUUCAGCUUGGUGAAUCACAAGUUGUGCAAGCCUGCCUUAGUGUUAGCUGUGUGCUUUAUAAUUAGUUUGUAAGGCUUCUUGCCACUGCACAUUUCUCCCAUAUGAGGAGACCCCUGGCACCUUGAUUUUUUUAAAAAAAGGUCACUCCAGUUCUAAACAAUUUCAAUAUAACUUAUAUCCAUCUAUAUAUGCUUAGGAUUGCAGUCUUGCUGCAGUUUUUUUCAUCCGGAAAAAAAACUCCAGUACUUCCUCUUCUAAUAGGAUACUGUAGAAAUUAGUAGCCUAUUCAUUGAAUCUUUUUUGCUCUUCCAGUUGUGCCCUUGAUACGGAAAAUGCUGCCACUUAACAAGUGGCAAGUUCAAAGACUCCUUUAAAAAGCUGCUUAGUAACAGGAAUCUAGAUUCAGCCUAAAGGUCGUGUCCCAUUUAGUACAUCUCCAGUGCAAGGAGGUGGAACCCAUAGAACCCCCUACUGGACUAUCUAUUCUGAAGUAGGACCUUGUGGUCUUGUUUUGGAUGUGUGUGCCUGUGUGUCUGUGUUCUGGAGGGUUUGCUGUCCCCUUGCCUGUGGUAUAUCUACUAGCAGAGCCUAGUAUCUAAGGAUGUAGGAUUUUUGUAUGCUUUUGAGGCAACAUUAGUUGGGACUGUCUAUCCACCAGGAAAUGUGAUGUCACUUUAUUAAGAGCAUGGUCCACAAAAGCAAAAACUUCUCAUCCAAAAACUGGAGAGUGCUCCAGGUAGUUGCAUGGCCAGUGACUGCAUGGCCAGUUUGGCACCCAGGAAUGCACGGGAAUUGCAUUACACUGGAGAGAGCACAGCAGUGCACUCUGUGAAUCAUGUUUUUAAUUGGCCUCAAGGGCCAAACGUGUAUUCAAGCUUGAAUCUUGCUAACAGGCUAGUUUGAGCAACCUGAUAUUGCGGGUUGCAUGUAAAGGUAACUGGCCAGAUUUGGAUUUUGUAUUUCUGCGUGUUCCUUACACUUGUGUGAUUCCCAAUAAUUUAUUCUUAUUAUUUAAUAUUUAUUUAA